ACGACUCAUUUUUACUUCAUACUCUCUCUUUCCGUCUUUCUCUGACCAGAGCGAUGGAACUUAACGGCGAUGCUCGUAUCUCGGGUGAACGUCCGAUCAUCAUGGUCACCAACGACGAUGGAAUAGAUGCGCAUGGUCUUCGUGCUCUCGUUCGCGUCCUUGUCUCCACCAACCUCUACGACGUUCGCGUCUGCGCGCCCGAUUCGGAGAAAUCUGCUGUUAGCCACUGUAUAAUAUGGAGUAGACCCCUCACUGCACAAAGAGUUGAGAUUGAUGGAGCUGAAGCCUAUGCUGUAUCUGGAACCCCUGCGGAUUGCACUGGUUUGGGCUUAUCGGAAGCACUCUUCCCUUCUCUUCCUGACCUGGUUCUCAGUGGUAUAAACGUGGGUAACAACUGUGGAUAUAACAUCGUCUAUUCUGGAACUGUUGCUGGCGCUCGUGAAGCCUUCAUUUAUGAUGUGCCUUCUGCCUCCAUAUCAUAUGAUUGGAAACGUGGAGACAUCAAUGUUAAUGACUUUAUCCUUGCUGCCCAAGCUUGCUUGCCUAUCAUUAACGGCAUAAUCAGUGCGAUCAAGAACAAAACUCACCCAACAAACUGCUUUCUGAAUAUCGAUUUGCCCACUGAUAUUGCUAACCAUAAGGGAUACAAAUUAACCACACAAGGCAAAAGCUUGGAUAAAAUGGGAUGGAGACAAGUGGAGAAGGAAGCACAUGGGGCGAAGAUGUUGUCUACAAUGUCAAUGGAAACAGAUUCAGGAGUAGUCUCCGACAACAACAACAAAAACGGCACAUCUUCUCAUCAUUCACAAGAUAGCCGUUUGUUCAAGAGAGAGCUAAAGACUGUGGUGGUUGAAGAAGGGACUGAUCGUCACUUCUUACACGAAGGAUAUAUUACAGUGACGCCGAUAGGAGCUCUUUCUCAGGUUGAUGUGGAUUGUCAAAACUACUACAAAGAGUGGCUUCCCAAGAUUGCAAACCAGCCAUAGUUUUCACCCAUGUGAUGCUGCCAAAUGAGAAAAACAAAAAUCUUUUAAUAACUUACCCAAUGGCUAUUUUGGACCACAUUUUGUGGUAGACCUCUAUUAUUAUAUCAGUACU
This is a messenger RNA of Raphanus sativus (radish), 1098 nucleotides long. RefSeq lists its product as uncharacterized. Bases 54 to 986 code for a protein of 310 amino acids. The record is from RefSeq and is a predicted model, not a curated record. Gene Ontology annotation, molecular function: nucleotidase activity. NCBI's taxonomy places the organism in Eukaryota, Viridiplantae, Streptophyta, Magnoliopsida, Brassicales, Brassicaceae. Gene Ontology annotation, cellular component: cytosol. The transcript is spliced from 8 exons.